CGUAAACAAAUCGUCAGCGCGUUUCCGCUCGUCAUUCCAUGUUGAUACGAUUUCAAGGAACAUCGAUCGACUUACAACGACAGAAGUCGAUCGCACGGUAGACAUCGGCUGGAGCUGACCAAUCGCUUCUUAGGUUGUACGUCUGUUCCAGCCGGCCCUCAUCUGGCUUGAGGUCUCAUUGUCUACCAUCAAAUCCUUUCCUGCCACAGUUCGAAAUGCACCCUUCAGAGUUGCAUCACGGACAUUUUCGCGAUAAGAAGGCCGCGUCGAUCUCACCAUCUCGCCUUCUCAUUUUGCUACUCACCCUCUCCGCCUGCAUUUCCGUCUCCGCCGUCGCAGGCGCCCCGUUCCCGUCAGCCACCACCUCCAGUGAGACGGCAGUGAUAUCGUCAACGAUCAUGACAACACCGCAGCCGACGCCAACACCGCAACCUAGCGGUAGCAACAAAUGUCCAAGCCCACAAGACCAGCAGCAACAGCAGCAGCCGCGGCCGAAGACCCCACCCAACCCGCACCUCGCGUCCUGGCCGAGCGGCGAGCAUACGGGGACGUUGCGCGACGUGCGCACACUGUUGCCGCCUGUUGUUGGUGGGACGCUAGGGUUUGGUGGAGACAAGUCAACCACCAGCACGACGGUCACGACGAAAACAACCCUGAAAACAACCCCCGAUGCGAAGCCAACUCCGACAUGUGAGCCUUGAGCGACUCUGAUGACAGGCUAGCGUUUGCAGUUUCCAUAGUGUGGGGCAGAGAACUAUUCAUUCGAUCAUCACGCCAUGCAAUUGCGGACCAGAGUGAGGACGAAUCUUGUCUAUUGUCUGUCUAUAACGUUUUUAUGAGAAAAUACAAAAAAAGGGA
Fimicolochytrium jonesii is the source of this 858-nucleotide messenger RNA. RefSeq lists its product as uncharacterized. The transcript has a single exon. The record is from RefSeq and is a predicted model, not a curated record. The coding region runs from base 216 to 701 and encodes 161 amino acids. NCBI's taxonomy places the organism in Eukaryota, Fungi, Chytridiomycota, Chytridiomycetes, Spizellomycetales, Powellomycetaceae.